CAUCCAUUAUUAUAAUUGCUAAUUUAGUUGGGUUCAUCAAUCAGCACUCUGUGGUGGGCAUCGAUAUCUGCGGACACGUGCAUAGUUUAACACUUUUCUUGGUCAACAUGGCUGUCGGUUUGAUUUUGGGGGUCGUUCUCGUCGUUCUGUUCGCCCUUUACCAUUUUAUGACCAAUAAACCGAAGGAUUUUCCUCCUGGACCCUGGAGGUUACCAUUUGUUGGUGGGCUCCUUUCUUUGGGAAAUCCUCCACAUCAAGGUCUUCGCCGCCUUAUUAAAAAUUACGGGAAGAUAUGCGGCAUUCAUGUUGGAAACUACCCGGCAGUGAUUCUGAGUGAUCUGCAAAUGAUAAAAGAUGCAUUUCGAGACGAUCAUGUUUCCGCUCGGCCUCCGUUGCGCCCAUUUCUUGAACGGAGUUGGGGUCACAGGAAAGGUCUUAUUUUUGGAUCCGGAACUGAAUGGUCUGAACAGCGCAAGUUUGCCAUCAGUGCGUUUAAAUCGCUAGGAUUUGGAACGAGUCGUGCGGAAAAGGAAGUAUUGGACGAGGUCAUUCAAUUGAACAAACUUCUCGAGAAGGAUGUCGGAGUUCCCAUUUCUGUCAAUCAAAAGUUUCAUGUAGCAGUUAUCAACACUUUGUGGCAUAUCGUAGCAGGGUCACGGUUUGAGUAUGACGACCCUGAUUUGCACACGCUGAUUAGGAUGACAGGUCACGUGGUACGAUUUAGGUCCCUUGAUUCCGACUCGUUCAUGCCCAACAUACUCUUCUUCAUGCCCUGGCUGACCCGUUUAGCUCCAAAGUUGUCGGGCUGGGACAACUUUCUUGCCAGCUUUGUCGCAAUUUUUCCAGUCCUUCAAAGAUUCAUUGAUGAGCACAAGAAAUCCUUUGAUCCCAACAGUCCACGCGACCUUAUUGACAUUUACCUUCAAAAGAUUGCGAAUACGGAUGACAAGGAUUCCAGCUUUUUUGGCGAACUUGGCGAGAAAUCAUUGCUCAUCGUAUUGCUCGACUUGUUCGUGGCUGGGGGUGAGACAGCAUCCAGCAAUUUGACCUGGGGAUUCCUAUUCCUUGCCUCGUACCCCGAAGCGCAAGCCAAGGCACACGAAGAGAUUGACAGGGUCGUUGGAAAAAGCCGUCUCCCAUCAGUUGCAGAUCGUCCAAAAAUGCGGUACACUGAGGCGUUGAUAAACGAGGUCUUGAGAAUGGUAACGAUCGGUGCAAUGUCAAUAUUCCAUUCCACGACCGAGAAGAUUUCCAACUUUCAUGGCUACACGCUUCCGAAGAAUUGCAUUGUGUUUGGCAAUUUGUGGGAGGUCCAUCACGAUCCAGGUCUUUGGGGUGACCCAGAAAACUUUCGCCCAGAACGAUUUCUUGAGAAUCCUGAUGCGUCUGUGUACGUUUUCUCCACUGGGAAACGUGUAUGUCCUGGAGAGUCGCUAGCAAGAGACGAAUUAUUUUUAUUCACUUGUGGUCUCCUGCAACGUUUCAAAUUUGAGCUGGAUCCUGCCUCACGAGCGCCGUGUCUUGACCCCAUGCGAGCUGCGGUACUCCGCUCGCACGAUGCAAAACUUAUACUUCGGCCACGCUAUUAGAGAUUGAUUAUUUAUACUGAUUUUGAAAAUUAGUAAAUGAAAUUCUUAUACUUCUUAUAA
Messenger RNA from Folsomia candida, 1649 nucleotides. Its product is annotated as cytochrome P450 2J1. The coding region runs from base 108 to 1589 and encodes 493 amino acids. Gene Ontology annotation, cellular component: cytoplasm; intracellular membrane-bounded organelle. Gene Ontology annotation, biological process: xenobiotic metabolic process. Lineage: Eukaryota; Metazoa; Arthropoda; Collembola; Entomobryomorpha; Isotomidae. Gene Ontology annotation, molecular function: oxidoreductase activity, acting on paired donors, with incorporation or reduction of molecular oxygen, reduced flavin or flavoprotein as one donor, and incorporation of one atom of oxygen; iron ion binding; heme binding. The record is from RefSeq and is a predicted model, not a curated record. The transcript has 9 exons.